Molecule: messenger RNA, 1659 nt
Organism: Emys orbicularis (European pond turtle)
Lineage: Eukaryota; Metazoa; Chordata; Testudines; Emydidae
Gene: SLC24A3
Product: solute carrier family 24 member 3
Exons: 15
Coding region: 73-1659 (528 amino acids)
Biological process (GO): calcium ion transmembrane transport; intracellular calcium ion homeostasis
Cellular component (GO): plasma membrane
Molecular function (GO): calcium, potassium:sodium antiporter activity; calcium channel activity
Source: RefSeq, a predicted model, not a curated record
GAAUUCCCCAGCGACAUCUUUACAAAUGAGGACAGAAGACAUGGAGCUGUAGUCCUGCAUGUCUUCUGUGCCAUGUAUAUGUUCUACGCUUUGGCAAUUGUCUGUGAUGAUUUCUUUGUCCCUUCAUUGGAAAAGAUUAGUGAACGCCUGCAGCUUAGUGAAGACGUGGCUGGGGCAACUUUCAUGGCAGCUGGAAGCUCCGCUCCUGAGUUGUUUACAUCUGUUAUAGGUGUUUUUAUCACAAAAGGAGAUGUAGGAGUCGGAACCAUUGUUGGCUCUGCCGUAUUCAACAUUCUCUGUAUAAUCGGUGUGUGUGGCCUUUUCGCAGGACAGGUGGUUGCACUGUCAUCGUGGAGUCUGCUGCGAGAUUCAACCUAUUACACACUGUCUGUUGUUGCACUCAUUGUGUUUAUUUAUGAUGAAAUCGUUUCUUGGUGGGAGUCCCUCGUCCUAGUGUUGAUGUACUUCAUUUACAUCCUGAUCAUGAAGUUUAAUUCCUCCAUACAUCACUGCUUUGAAAGGAAGACAAAAAAUGCUGCAAAUAUGGUGAACGGAUUAGCAAAUAACACAGAAAUGGACGAUAACAGCAAUUGUGACGCCACCGUGGUAUUACUAAAGAAAGGGAAUUUCCGUCGUAAAGCCUCGGUGAUCAUGGUGGACGAGCUGCUGUCUGCCUACCCACACCAGCUUUCCUUCUCUGAGGCUGGGCUCCGGAUAAUGAUCACCAGCCACUUCCCUCCCAAAACCCGUCUCUCCAUGGCCAGUCGCAUGUUGAUCAACGAGAGGCAAAGGCUGAUAAACAGCAGAGCCUACACCAAUGGGGAAUCGGAAGUGGCUAUCAAAAUUCCUAUCAAGCACGCCCUGGAGAACGGGACAGGCCCCAGCAACUCCACUGAAAGGGGCGUGAAUGGGACCCGAAGAGACGAGGACAUGGCUGAGGCUGGAAAUGAGACCGAGAAUGAGGACAAUGAGAACAACGAGAAUGAUGAGGAAGAGGAGGAAGAGGAGGAUGAUAAUGAUGGACCUUACACUCCUUUUGACCUACCCUCUGGCAAAAUGGAAAUCCUGAAGUGGCUGUUCACCUGGCCACUGAGCUUCCUUCUGCACUUCACGGUGCCCAACUGCAACAAGCCCUACUGGGAAAAAUGGUUCAUGGUCACCUUUGCUUCCUCUACCCUCUGGAUUGCAGCCUUAUCCUACGUGAUGGUGUGGAUGGUUACGAUCAUUGGCUACACAUUGGGUAUUCCAGAUGUGAUCAUGGGUAUCACAUUCCUGGCAGCUGGAACCAGCGUACCGGACUGCAUGGCUAGCCUUAUAGUAGCAAGACAAGGCAUGGGGGAUAUGGCUGUGUCGAACUCCAUUGGAAGUAAUGUUUUUGACAUUUUAAUUGGCCUGGGUCUCCCAUGGGCUCUGCAGACUCUAGCAGUGGAUUAUGGUUCAUAUAUCCAGUUAAACAGCCGAGGACUUAUCUAUUCCGUUGGCUUGCUGCUGGCAUCAGUUUUUGUCACCGUACUUGGUGUCCACAUGAACAAAUGGAAGCUGGAUAAGAAGCUGGGAAUUGUGUGCCUUUUCCUGUACGGCAUCUUCUUAUGUUUCUCCAUCAUGACAGAAUUCAAUGUUUUCACUUUUGUGAACUUGCCGAUGUGCAGAGAUCACUGA